Molecule: messenger RNA, 2262 nt
Organism: Suillus paluster
Lineage: Eukaryota; Fungi; Basidiomycota; Agaricomycetes; Boletales; Suillaceae
Product: cytochrome P450
Exons: 13
Coding region: 426-1994 (522 amino acids)
Molecular function (GO): oxidoreductase activity, acting on paired donors, with incorporation or reduction of molecular oxygen; iron ion binding; monooxygenase activity
Source: RefSeq, a predicted model, not a curated record
CAUGCAGCAAGGGUGAAACUAACAGAUUAUCCACUUCAUCCAAAGCGAAGCCUAGCGCAGCGCAACAGCAACGCACCAGUAGAUUCUCUGCGAGCCCGCAGCAAUGGCAAUCGAGCCUACAUGUAUAUUUGACAAUGUAGAGUUGGCGUGUCCGGACAGAAUACGCGGGUUUUGUUUCCGUAUUCUCCCCAUUUGACCUUACAACGUUGAUUGUACGACGGCAUGAAUCUCAUAUGCAGACUUGGACUUCCUUUUCUCAGCUGGGACUCCCAGCUGAGAAAACGGAAUGGUUCCUUCUAGGCUUCAUAUCUCCUGCCGAUUCCGCCACUCCACUCCGUGAACGCGGCAGUACUUCCCUGUGUGGUUAUAAGGUUCAUUUCAUUUCGUGCUUUGGAUGAGUCGGUGACCCACGCACUGCUCUAACCAUGGCCCCUUCAGUCGAUGGUCGCUCAAUUGCUAUCCUCGCCGCCUUACCUGUUUCCUUUGUUGUCAUGACUGUCCUCGGGCGGUUCAUUGAGAAAAGACACGACAGGCCUCCCCUUCCCCCUGGCCCAAUGCCGCUCCCACUAAUAGGGAACAUCUUAUCUCUCGACGCUAAAGAACCUUGGCUGACUUAUACUCACUGGCGUGCUAUUUAUGGGAACUUGGUCUUCGUGCGAAUUCUAGACCAGGAUGCGGUCGUGAUCAAUUCUCAGCAUGUUGCAGAAGCCUUACUGGAAAAGCGUUCUCGAAUUUACUCCGAUCGACCAUACUUAGCAACAGUCGAGCCAUUUGGCUGGUCGAUCAGCUUCUCAUUCACAGCUUACGGUGACGAAUGGCGUCUUUCCCGACGACUCUUCCACCAAACUUUCCGUCCCGAGUCUGCAAUUAAGUUUCGCCCCACGCAGAUGAGACGGGCUCGUGAGAUGAUCGUCAACCUGAUUGAUGACCCACAGCAUUAUCAUUCCCACUUCGCAACAUUCUCGUCCUCUGUUGCGAUGUCAGUUGUAUAUGACUAUCAACCCAGUGCUCGUGAUGACCCUCUAGUUCGAGUCAUGGAAAAUGCGCUGGCUCUUGGUCUUGCUGUGUUGACCCCAGAGAGUGCAGUAUUGCUUAAAAUGUUCCCAUUCUUACUGAAGUUACCUGACUGGUGCUGGGGAUCAUCGAUCAAACGUGAUGCUCAAGCUUCCAGGAAUGGCAUGACUGACCUGACGGAGGUGCCGUUUCGAUAUACGCAGCAGCAUAUGACCCAAAACUCGUCCCUUGACCAGUUUUCAAUGGUGGCAGAAAAUUUGCAACGAAUGGAGAAGCAAGACGAUGCAUCCAAACCAAUGUUCGAAACUGCCUUAAAGAAGGCGGCUACUACUGCUAUUAUCGGUUCAUAUGAGACGACUACUGCAGCCUUGAUGCUUUUUGUUCUCGCCAUGGUGUCUUACCCAGAUGUUCAACGACGCGCACAAGCGGAGAUCGACUCGGUGAUUGGAAGUGAUCGCUUGCCUACGUUUGAGGACAGAGCAUCACUACCUUACGUUGAAUCAGUUCUGCGGGAGACUCUGCGAUGGCAUCCCAUUUUACCCCUUGUGCCGCAUGCUGCCUCGAGUGAUGAUAUAUACGAAGGUUAUUUCAUUCCAAAAGGAGCGACCGUGAUAGCUAAUAUAUGGGGCAUUUCACGGGAUGAAAAACGCUACCCUAACGCAUCUCAUUUUAUACCGGAGAGGUUCAUAGACGUCAACGGUGCGUUGACGGACGAUGACCCUGCGAGAUACGUUUUUGGCUUCGGUCGGCGUAGAUGUCCAGGUCGGUAUACUGCUGAUGCCUCCGUGUGGUCUGCUAUUGUGACCAUGUUAGCCACGGUGGACUUUUCUUCCGCAAAGGACGACCAGGGCAAAGUAAUCGACUUCACCCCUCAAUUCACGGCAGGACUCACUCGCUCCGUUCUUGUCUUCCCUUGCAAUAUUUCACCACGUUCUCAUGUUCAUUCAGGCCUUGUGGAUGUUUUCAGGACUGGGGCGUGAGUUGUAUAUAGGGAAAGAACCAGCAGUCUCUAUUCUCAUUAUCGAUUACCUUACUUGGGCCACGCUGUUGGUCGCAAACUACAUGACCUUCUGCGGCCCUUCAGUGUACUCGUAUGAUUAUGCAGAUUCAUUUCCUUCUCACGAAAAAAUUACAUUGUCCAUUCAUCGCGUCAAAAGCUCAAGAGCUCACUUUCAAUAGCUAUUCCCUAGUCCCUACUGUAUGUGCGUCUGCAAAUCACACACAGACCGGUCAGAGGCGUAACCAAUC